AAAGCAGCUGAGGAGGUGACAGAUAACAUCAUUUGGAUUUGGUAGUCCAGUAUCUCACUCGUUAGCGUUCAAUUGCCAUCUUCUCUAUGUGGGCAUUGAGCCCCAUGGAGAAGGAGAUUCGGAUUCCUGGAUUUCGGACACUUUUUUCGCUUUGGAUCCAGAAAAAACACAAGGACAAAUCUCGAUGUCCUCCAGUUCCAGAUACAGAACACCUGGGCAGUUUGGAUGAAGUGGUAGUGAAGGAAAUCCCCAUUACACACCUCGUCAAGGAAGGAUCUGAGAAGGCUGAUCAAUCACACUUUGUCCUGCUGAAAGUCCUGGGGCAAGGAUCCUUUGGGAAGGUAUUUCUGGUUCGUAAAAUCACCCCGCCUGACAACAAUCAACUGUAUGCAAUGAAAGUGCUCAAGAAAGCUACACUUAAAGUGAGAGACAGAGUAAGAACUAAAAUGGAAAGGGAUAUUCUUGCUGAAGUUAAUCAUCCAUUUGUUGUCCGGCUCCAUUAUGCUUUUCAGACUGAGGGGAAAUUGUACCUGAUCUUAGACUUCUUACGAGGAGGAGACCUCUUCACUCGUCUUUCUAAGGAGGUGAUGUUUACAGAGGAGGAUGUAAAGUUUUACCUGGCUGAGUUGGCUUUGGGUUUGGAUCAUUUACACAGCCUUGGGAUAAUUUACCGUGAUCUAAAACCUGAGAACAUCUUACUUGAUGAGGAAGGUCACAUAAAACUAACUGUUAUAUCUUUGCUUGUUAUUCCCUCAGAUUUUGGACUUAGUAAAGAAGCGAUAGAUCACGAGAAAAAGGCAUACUCGUUCUGUGGGACAGUGGAGUACAUGGCUCCUGAGGUGGUGAAUCGUCAAGGCCAUUCGCACAGUGCAGAUUGGUGGUCCUAUGGCGUUCUGAUGUUUGAGAUGCUUACUGGGUCCCUACCAUUCCAGGGGAAAGAUCGCAAAGAAACUAUGACACUAAUCCUAAAAGCCAAAUUGGGGAUGCCCCAGUUUCUCAGCAGUGAAGCUCAGGGUUUGUUACGAUCUCUCUUUAAGAGAAAUCCAAUCAAUAGAUUAGGCUCUGGCGUUGAUGGCGCAGAAGAGCUUAAGCGCCACCCAUUUUUUUCCACCAUUGAUUGGAAUAAGCUGUACCGCAGAGAGAUCAGCCCUCCCUUCAAACCAGCAGUUGCGCAGCCAGAUGACACCUACUACUUUGACAAAGAGUUUACUUCACGCACUCCAAAAGACUCUCCUGGAAUUCCUCCAAGCGCAGGAGCUCAUCAGCUUUUCCGUGGUUUUAGUUUUGUGGCUACUUCAUUACCCAAUGUGGAUGGAAAAGCUUCCACAUCUCCUGGACUUUCUGUACCUAAGAUAUACACUAAAAACGCUGUAUUCAGUGAUGUGUACACUGUACGGGAGACUAUUGGCGUUGGUUCCUACUCUGUGUGCAAGCGUUGUGUUCACAAGGGAACAAAUAUGGAGUAUGCUGUGAAGAUAAUAGAUAAAACCAAGAGGGACCCGUCAGAAGAAAUAGAGAUUUUACGCAGAUACGGUCAACAUCCCAACAUUAUUACACUAAAGGAUGUAUAUGAAGAAGGAAACAGUGUCCACCUGGUGACCGAGAUUAUGAGAGGUGGAGAACUGCUUGACAGAAUUUUACGUGAGAAGUAUUUUUCAGAAAGAGAGGCGUGUGCUGUUCUUCUGACUAUCUGCAAGACAGUGGAAUAUCUACAUUCACAAGGGGUUGUUCAUAGAGACCUGAAACCAAGCAAUAUCCUGUAUGUUGAUGAAUCUGGAAACCCAGAGUCCAUAAGGAUUUGUGAUUUUGGAUUUGCAAAGCAACUGCGUGCAGAAAAUGGAUUACUAAUGACCCCAUGUUACACAGCGAAUUUUGUGGCCCCUGAGGUGUUAAAGAGACAAGGAUAUGACGAAGGAUGUGACAUCUGGAGUCUGGGCAUUCUCCUCUACACUAUGCUUGCAGGAUACACUCCAUUUGCUAAUGGCCCAGAAGACACACCGGAGGAGAUAUUGGCACGGAUUGGAAGUGGAAAGUUUACUUUGAGAGGGGGAAACUGGAACACUGUUUCAGAAUCUGCAAAGGACCUGGUGUCUCGUAUGUUGCACGUGGACCCCCAUCGCCGGCUCACUGCACGUCAAGUUCUACAACACGAGUGGAUAACAAAACGAGACUUGCUACCUCAGAGUCAGCUUAAAAGACAGGAUGCACAGUUAGUGAAGGGAGCUAUGGCUGCAACAUAUUCUGCCUUAAACAGCUCUAAGCCAGUCCCUGAGCUACAACCAAUCAAAUCCUCCAUCCUUGCACAGCGACGUGUCAAGAAACUGCCCUCUACCACUCUGUAGCUGGGUUCCUCAUCUUUCAGAAUGAUUCUCUUAUAAUAAUGACCUGUGGUGGUGAUUUUUAAACCAGCUUUCAUCAACGGUGCACCAUAUUUUACCAUGACCUUAUAAAGCUGUGUUCCUCCUGCAAACAUGGAUUUGGUACAGCGUAGGCUUGCUGUGCUACUUUUUCUAGUACAGUAGCAGGAGGGUCCAAGGGCCAUGUCGUAUUGCCUAAAUGAAAACGGUACAAUCGUUAUGACAAGGCAUACAUGGCUAUUUUUUUUUUCUUACUGGAGGGUGGCCGUUGACAUUCUGUAAUUCAUUCUAUGCCGCUCCUGAUACCUUUGCAGCACUAUCUCAGGGCUGUCUGUACUCUUCCUGUCUGUGACAGUAGAGAUACUGCUAUUUUACUUGUGAAAGUGAGAAAUUGAGUUUUAAAAAUCUGUUUUUGCCUUCUGCUUUGUGUUACAAAGACAAUUACACCUUCAAAUAUGUGACAUGUUCAUAAAAAUGCAGAUUUUGGUGUAUUUGUACACCUAAGGGCUCACUGUGCUUCACUUGUGCUUGUGUUAUGUGGGGGCCUUUUCUGGUCAGGCACCAGAAGACAACCUAUCUACUAUCUUUUGCACCUGGCAAGGUGUAAGAAAUGCUCCAGCUUUCAAAAUCAACACAACUUCAAUAUAAAAACUUCUGGAAUAUAAAACUGAUCUGUGGGGUAGGGUGUGUGAAUGGAUGUUUCGGUAUGUGAAAUAUAUGUUGAUUUACAACAGUAACAUCAAUAUAUAAGAUCGGGAGGGUUAUUGAUAAAGAGAAGUUUGCCAUCUGUAAGUUGGUUAUACAUGUAUAUCAGGACAUGAAUCCCAUUUAUCCAGAUACAGAAGAUUCCUCAUUUCACUGUAGAAACCUCAUAAGGCCAACCCCACCCCAAUGAAAAACUAUGCCCAUUAUAUAUUACUUGACAUAUAUAUAAUGGGAAACCCCUCCAGUAAAUAAAUGUCAUGUUUCAGAUUUGUAUUGGUUUAAUGUGGUACUUUUUGUACAUGCUAGUGUUCCUGACUCUAUUAUUCGGGCGGUAAGUAAACAGUUAUGCAGUCACCAGAUCAGCACUGCUAGAUAAGCUAUGCAGUUACUCUAAAUGAUGCAAUAUUCAUUUAUGUAACUGUUCUCCAGGUUAUUUUGGAAUCUCUUCCAGGCAAUGAAAUGUUUUAGAAAGCUAGUAAAACUGCUAAAAUUAGUGAAUGGUUGCCAUGGACAACACCAUCUCCUCCACUGUUACUUGUGUCGCUCUAUCAAAUUGCUCAUCCUUGUGUUAGCAGGCGUUUUAUAGUUUAAUUGCCUGCCUGUACCAGGACUUUCUAUUGUUUUAAGUUGCAAGUCCAGGUGCAGACCGGCAUUUAGCAGUAAAGUUUGAAUUUUACCCACAGGAAGGAACGCUGUUGUAAUGGCACCCUAAAGGGGUUUCCCACCACACUACUGAGCACUCCACAGUUUGUUUCUCCUGUUUGUUAAUGGUGAGUGACCGGAUGUGUAUCACCGAGGGCCAAAGACCCCUGAUUUUGUGAAAAUUACCAGGGUCAGCUAUACACCAAUCACUUCUGACAUAUCAAGUUGAAAUGCCAUAAAAGGGUAAUGAAAUUAAAUCCAUUACCCAUUUUUGGAUUUUUCUGCACUGUUAAUAAAGUCUUGUGAUGUCUUUCUUGAUGUAUUUGCAUAUAUUCUUUAUAAUUAGUGUAUUUUUUUCUAAUAGAUCUCCAAAUGAUUUCUUAUAAGUAGCGUUCUCUAGCUUGUGAAUACUGGAGCUCCUGUGGAUUUUGUCGCCUUGAAUUUGUUCUGUUCUGCUAUAUAGUAUUUUCAUCAGGAUAAAAAUAAGGAAUAUUCAUUUACUUGGGACUAUGUUUCUUAAAGGUCAGUUUUGUGG
This is a messenger RNA of Bufo bufo (common toad), 4239 nucleotides long. RefSeq names its product ribosomal protein S6 kinase A1 (gene RPS6KA1). The coding region runs from base 87 to 2342 and encodes 751 amino acids. Gene Ontology annotation, biological process: positive regulation of DNA-templated transcription; protein phosphorylation; intracellular signal transduction. The transcript has 21 exons. NCBI's taxonomy places the organism in Eukaryota, Metazoa, Chordata, Amphibia, Anura, Bufonidae. The record is from RefSeq and is a predicted model, not a curated record. Gene Ontology annotation, molecular function: magnesium ion binding; ATP binding; ribosomal protein S6 kinase activity.